Messenger RNA from Ipomoea nil (Japanese morning glory), 605 nucleotides. RefSeq names its product peptidyl-prolyl cis-trans isomerase FKBP15-1-like. The annotation marks the transcript as partial. Gene Ontology annotation, biological process: protein peptidyl-prolyl isomerization. The transcript has 5 exons. Gene Ontology annotation, molecular function: peptidyl-prolyl cis-trans isomerase activity. The record is from RefSeq and is a predicted model, not a curated record. Lineage: Eukaryota; Viridiplantae; Streptophyta; Magnoliopsida; Solanales; Convolvulaceae.
CACAAGGUCAAGCCCCCUGCUUUCACUGACAUAACUUAUCUAGAACCCGCUCCUUAUUAUUCUUCUGUGCUUUUGGCUCAAUUGUUGCAGUAUAAGCCAAAGACUUGUGAACUCCAGGCUCAUAAAGGUGACAGAGUUAAAGUACACUAUCGGGGAAAACUUACUGAUGGAACUGAAUUUGAUGCCAGCUAUGAAAGGGGUGACCCCAUUGAAUUUGAGCUUGGUACUGGUCAAGUGAUUAAAGGAUGGGAUCAAGGACUACUAGGAAUGUGUGUGGGAGAGAAGAGAAAAUUGAAAAUACCUUCUAAACUUGGUUAUGGAGAUAGUGGGUCCCCACCUAAGAUCCCAGGUGGUGCAACACUUAUCUUUGACACUGAGCUUGUAGCCGUGAAUGGAAAGGCCUCAGCAGGAGACAAAGCUGAUAAGAGUGAGCUAUAAUCUUACGGCGAAACACGUGAAGUUUUUAUUUUGUGGUAGCUUUGAUUUUUGGGUCAUCGGAACAUUAUUAGCCAGUCCCUGAGUGGUUUUAUUUGUGUUGUGUACUAAAAUAUUCUGAUCUGCAUUUUGCAACAACACACCAGUAAUAACACUAAUCAAAUGGUCUC